GCUUGGUGGAUGGGUGUGCAGUACAAAUAGUGGAUAUUAAAAAUAACAAGCUUGUGCUGUACGAAGAGAAACUAGCAGGUAUCUUGAUGCAAGCCCAGUUGAAAGAUAUUCCAGUGAUGGUCGUGUCAGUUGCUGGUUUGUUUCGAGCAGGAAAGUCAUUUUUACUUAACUUGCUGGUCAAGUACUUCUCUCACGGUUGCUCACCAAACUGGAUGGAUGACCAGGAAAGCACACUAAAUGGAUUUCUUUGGAAAUCUGGUGCUGAAAGAGUUACCACUGGCAUAUGGAUGUGGAGUAAAGUGUUCAUUACAGGGCCGGAUGAUAGAAAAGUAAGAGGGCAUCAAAUGAAAUUAUGA
This is a messenger RNA of Anneissia japonica, 356 nucleotides long. Its product is annotated as atlastin-2-like. Gene Ontology annotation, biological process: protein homooligomerization; endoplasmic reticulum organization. The record is from RefSeq and is a predicted model, not a curated record. The transcript is spliced from 2 exons. The annotation marks the transcript as partial. Gene Ontology annotation, molecular function: GTPase activity; GTP binding. NCBI's taxonomy places the organism in Eukaryota, Metazoa, Echinodermata, Crinoidea, Comatulida, Comatulidae.